Messenger RNA from Tilletiopsis washingtonensis, 1446 nucleotides. Its product is annotated as batten's disease protein Cln3. Gene Ontology annotation, cellular component: vacuole; membrane. Bases 1 to 1446 code for a protein of 481 amino acids. The record is from RefSeq and is a predicted model, not a curated record. The transcript is spliced from 7 exons. Gene Ontology annotation, biological process: regulation of intracellular pH. NCBI's taxonomy places the organism in Eukaryota, Fungi, Basidiomycota, Exobasidiomycetes, Entylomatales.
AUGCCCGCCGGCGGCCAUGCGGCGCCUGCUGCGCCGCUCGCCGCAGGCCAGACGGGCAAGGCGCUGCGCUUCAGCAUCGCCUUCUUCGUCUUUGGCCUGCUCAACAAUGCGCUCUACGUCGUCAUCCUCACCGCCGCCGUCGAGCUGCUACCCGCCGGCGUACCCACGGGCGUCGUGGCGCUGACGAACAUCGCGCCCGCACUGCUAGCCAAGGCGGUGUGGCCGUAUGCGCUGCGCGGUCAGGUGCGCUACGCGCGGCGCAUUGCGGCAUGUGCGCUGCUGAGCGCGGUCGGCAUGCUGCUCGUCGGGCAUAGUCCAGUACUCGCCUCGCGGCUCACUGGCAUCGGCAUCGCCUCGUUCAGCUCUGGGCUGGGCGAGCUGACGUUCCUGCAGCUGAGCACGCGCUACGGGCGGCGAGCAGGCCAGGCGGUCGGAUGGUUUGCCAGCGGCACCGGCGCCGCAGGCCUGCUCGGUGCCGCCGCGUGGUGGCUCGUCCGGCCGCUCGGCGUGGCGCUGGGCCUCUCGCUGCUCGCGGCGCUGCCGCUGCUCAUGGCGGCGUGCUACCUCGUCCUCCUGCCCUCGCGCGAGGCGCUCGAGGGCGACGCUGCCUACCGCACGCUUGCCGAGAGCGAGCCGACGCCGCGCGCCUCGAUGGCGUCCGAGUCCGACGACGACGAGGAGCUGCUGCGGCCGCGUGCGCAGCGCCGCGAGAGCAUGGACGUGGCGCCGCUGCCCUUUGGCCGCGGUGCCGGCUCGGCCCGCGCCGUGCCGUUUGCGCGCAAGAUGCUGCUGCUGCGGCCCAUGCUGCUUGUCUACAUCGCGCCGCUGGUGCUCGUGUACCUGCUCGAGUACACGAUCAACCAGGGCAUCGCGCCCACGCUGCUCUACCCGCUGCCGUCGACGUCGCAGCACCCGCUGCUCGGGCGCAUCAUCCGCAAGCUGGCAGACUACUACGUGGUGUACCAGACGACGUACCAGGCCUUCGUCUUCCUCUCGCGCAGCUCCAUCUCGAUGCUGCGCAUGCCGGCGAUCCCGCGCUCCUGGCUCUGGGCGCCGGCCGUGAUGCAGGCGCUGCUCGUGGCGCUGCUGGCGUCCGAGAGCCUGUAUGCGUGGUUCCGGCCGAGCAUCGCCAGCCCGCUCGUCAUCGUGCUCGUCUGCGUCGAGGGCCUGGCGGGCGGCAGCGCCUACGUGUCCGUCUUCUACCACAUCGGCACAGAUCCGCCGUCGCCAGCGCCCAAGACGGCCAGCGGCGCUCUGCUGGACGAGACAGACGAGGAGCGCGAGGAGCGCCAGGGACAGGAGCAGGAGUUCCGCAUCGGCAGUGUCGGCCUCGGCGACACGCUCGGCAUCCUCGUGGCUGCGCUCAUCUCGAUGCCCAUCGAGGUGUCGCUCUGUGCAGCACAGGUGGCCAGCGGGCGGACACUCUGCCGCGAGGUCAAGUCAUAG